AUGGCGAGGAACGACGUCCCCAGGACCUCACAGUUUACCAAUCCCCUAUACCCUGCAACUGCUGAACAGAUGCAUUUAAAAGUUCCCGAGCAGUCUGAGGAUUUGUUCAAUGACGAAUCCCCCAUUGAUCGAUAUGGGCCUCAGCUUCGGAAUACAAAACUGGUCGCAAGGCAGUCUUCGAACUAUUCCAGGGAUACAGAGGGGCAUUCCCUGGUUGAGCACGAUGCGUACGCAGAGGAAUACGAGAACGACAAUGACAACAAUGCUGCAGAUGAUUUUCAUCCAUCUACAAGAGUCCAGUGGGCGGUUCCAGCUCCCCUCUGUGUGAAUAGUACUUGGUACGGAACACAACACGGCAACGAUAGCAAGUUGAUACUCCAAGGCUUGAGCGACCCACUUGCUAUUUCUCGUCCGGAACCAACCCUACAGCCGAGGGAAGCAGUUGCAAGCUAUCAGAGGACGCAAUCACCAACACCUCCUGCUAUGCAGGAAGUAUGGCUGGACAGAUCUAGACACUGGACUGGCACAACGUUCUCGAGAUCGCCCACACCGCCCAUCAGACCACAGCGAGAGAGCAUUGUCAGUCCAUCAUUUCGAACGCCAACAAGUCUUCUCAGCCCAUUUAAGACGCCGCCGGGUUAUAUGAAUAGCAGUUCGCAAUUUGGUCAUUAUUCGGUUGAUACAAAGACGCCGUAUCUCAGUCCAAAGGAUUCAUAUGCCCCCAAAAAGCAAUUGCCGAUAAUCAUCCUCUUUGUGUCUCUGACGACAUUCUGCACGGCUUUGGAUCGGAUAAUAAUUAUCACGGCCCUUCCUCGAAUAACAGACCAAUUCAACACCAUUGAAGAUAUACAGUGGUACGGUGCAGCCUAUUUGCUGACAGCUUGCUCGGCACACCUUCUGUAUGGGAAGCUCUAUCGGUCUUAUCCCACCAAAUGGAUAUAUGCAGCUGCACUAAGCAUUUUUGAGCUGGGAUCCCUUAUUUCUGCUGUUGCACCCGUUUCUGCGGUCCUGAUCUUAGGUCGCGCGUUGGCUGGGCUUGGUGCAGCCGGACUUCUGUCAGGCGGAGUAUUGAUUGUAGGUCAGUCGGUACAGUCGAGUCAGAAGCGAAGAUACUUUGCGAUACUUGUUUCUAUGUCCAGUGUUGUGUUGGUUGUAGGGCCUUUAAUUGGCGGUGCCCUUACGGAAUACGCCUCCUGGCGUUGGUGUUUCUACAUAAACCUGCCCUUUGGCGGCCUAUCCUUAACCUUGCUCCUGUUCUCGUAUAACCCUUCUUCGGACAAGUCGCAUCGGAAAGAAUGGAAGGAAGUGAUAUCUUCCAUGGACCUGGAGGGCAUGUUUCUCUUCAUCCCCAGUGUUCUAUGUCUGCUUCUCGCUCUCCAAUAUGGCGGUAUCAAAUAUGCCUGGACCUCUGCCACGGUCGUUGUCCUGUUUGCUGUUUUUGUCGUGACUAUCGUUGGCUUCGGCGUGAUUCAGAACUACAAGAACAAAUUUGCAAGCGUGCCACCUCGGCUCUUUAAGAAUCGAAACGUAUACGGGGGGAUGAUAGCAUCCUUUUGUUUGGGUGCUAGCUUUUCAGUUAUGCUGUACUAUCUGCCGUUGUGGAUUCAAACCAUCAAGAACACUUCGCCCUCGCAGUCAGGUCUUAUGCUUCUACCACUACUACUGAGCAUGGCGAUCACAUCAAUUGUCAGCGGUAAUAUAAUCAACCUCGUCGGCUACUACACGCCUUUCAUUUUGUUUGCCUCUGUGAUCAUGUCUGUUGGUGGUGGCCUGUUCACCACUGUGAACGAAAACACCAGCACCGCAACAUGGAUUGGCUAUCAGAUCCUCUUCGGCAUCGGCGCAGGCAGCGGCAUGCAACAGAGCAUGGUUGCCGUUCAAGCCUCCUUCAAAAGAUCACGAGACGUCGUCACUGGCAUUACGCUUAUGACAUUCGCGCAGAUGCUUGGCGGCGCUGUUGCCAUCGCCAUCGCCCAGAGCGUAUUCGUGAACAAGCUUCAUACCAGCAUCCAAGAAGCGGAUAUUGCGAAUGUUGAUGCCAAACUCAUUGUGCACACGGGUACCACAGAUCUGAAGAGGAUUCUAUCGGGCGGGGAUUUGACGACUGUGUUGCGACUGUAUGGUGCUGCGAUUGAUGGGGUGUUUUUUGUGGCUAUGGGGUUGGCUGCGGUGUCGAUAUUGGGGGGUUUGGCGAUGGAUUGGCAUUCUGUGAAAGGAAAGGGUGCUUGGAACUCUAUAUAUUUAUUUAGAUGA
Messenger RNA from Talaromyces atroroseus, 2253 nucleotides. RefSeq lists its product as hypothetical. The record is from RefSeq and is a predicted model, not a curated record. The transcript has 5 exons. Bases 1 to 2253 code for a protein of 750 amino acids. Gene Ontology annotation, molecular function: transmembrane transporter activity. NCBI's taxonomy places the organism in Eukaryota, Fungi, Ascomycota, Eurotiomycetes, Eurotiales, Trichocomaceae. Gene Ontology annotation, biological process: transmembrane transport.